AUGAAGUGGAUCCUCGUAGGAUUAGCUCUUCUCCAAAUCGCUCUUGAAGUCAAUGCUCAACGAGGUGGUGUAACUACGGUGUUCUACGAAGAAUUGAAUAUGAUGAGAGCACAACAAGCAGAAAAACUACACAUCGCGAACAUGAAUUUCAUAGAGUACGAUUCGAGUUUGGAAGACGUUCUGAUAGAAGAAGUUGAGAGAUUCAAUGGUUGUCCCAAUUCGAUUAUCUUCCACAAGGGCGGUCUUGAAUUCUUUUUCGAUACAAUGGGCAACUACAGUAUGCAUUAUAAACUGCUCACUGAACCGGGGCUCACAAGAGUCGCUUCGUACUCAACGGAUUGCGGUAGAGAAGAAAAGGUUUUCAAUUAUGUUGUAGACUAUUCUUCCACACCAAUCAUCCAUGGACCACCGGGGUCUCAAUGUCCAGAGGGAAAUGGAAAUGGAAAGUUGUGCCGAAAACCAUCUCUUCCAGCUCAUGCUCGUCAAAUUAGCAAUGAAUAUGAUCCGAUCAACAGCCGUCGUCUCUCAAAGUACCAACGGAAAGGAAUUGUGGCUGAUUUGUGGAAAUGGCACCAAGAGGAGGAAAAGAAAAAGCAGAUUGCAAGAGCGAAAUUUUUGGCAGUAAAAGAAGUUGCCCAAAAACUCAGCAAAGAAGCCCAAAAAAUCGCCAAAAAAGUUGUGGAAGAAGUGAAACGCAAGGAGCUAGAGCGUAAGGAAAAAGAGAGAGAACUCGCUAAACAAGCUGAAUAG
Caenorhabditis remanei is the source of this 750-nucleotide messenger RNA. RefSeq lists its product as uncharacterized. Lineage: Eukaryota; Metazoa; Nematoda; Chromadorea; Rhabditida; Rhabditidae. The record is from RefSeq and is a predicted model, not a curated record. The transcript has 3 exons. The coding region runs from base 1 to 750 and encodes 249 amino acids.